Messenger RNA from Thunnus maccoyii (southern bluefin tuna), 2061 nucleotides. It is a transcript of the gene mlycd, whose product is annotated as malonyl-CoA decarboxylase. The transcript has 5 exons. The record is from RefSeq and is a predicted model, not a curated record. The coding region runs from base 112 to 1626 and encodes 504 amino acids. Gene Ontology annotation, biological process: malonyl-CoA catabolic process; acetyl-CoA biosynthetic process; fatty acid biosynthetic process. NCBI's taxonomy places the organism in Eukaryota, Metazoa, Chordata, Actinopteri, Scombriformes, Scombridae. Gene Ontology annotation, molecular function: malonyl-CoA decarboxylase activity. Gene Ontology annotation, cellular component: mitochondrial matrix; peroxisomal matrix.
UGACCUUGUUGCCAUGACAGCUGUACUGUCUCUUUAAGAUACCCGGAAACGGUUCCCUGCUAUGUGCUUACUGGUCGCGGUUCAAACAGACAGCUGACCUCCCUCCCGGCGAUGAUAUCCCACCCUGUAAUCUAUGUUCUUCGUAACAGUGUGAGGUGCUGGCGACACCGGGCUGUCCUUAAAGCCGCUCUGAAGGCCUCGGACUUCAGCGUCCGGCGCUGCUACUCUACCCCAGUUCGUGGCGGUGUGACGGGCAUGGAGGAGAUACUAGCGAGGGUCGUUGCACCUUUACCCACAUACGAGACGAGAGACAAAUCCCCCCCUCCUCCUGAAUCCAGCAGCGUGGAGUUCAUGCACUUCUACAGAGGUCUAGAGAAGGAAGACAAACUCGGUUUCCUGGCGAAGCUGUCGCAAGAUUUCGGGGUGGAUCACAAAAGUGUGACGGAGCUCGCCGGAAAGCUACUGGACACCCAGCUAAGGGACUUGGCGACCAUUUUGCAAGUUGAAGACAGACUGCGCUACAACUUGACCCCCCGUUACAGACAGUUGCUCAACCAUAUAAGCAGGGUCGAGGGGGGAGUGAAGUUUCUGGUGGAUCUCAGAGCCGAUGUGCUCGAAAUUAUCUCAUCUAAAGCUAUCGAGAGCCCACACAUCAGGGACCUGAAUGGCACACUGAAGAGCUUGCUGUCUGAGUGGUUCUCUGUAGGUCUUCUCCGUCUGGAGCGAAUCACCUGGCAGUCCCCCUGUGAGAUCCUGCAGAAGAUCAGCCAGUAUGAAGCUGUCCACCCUGUGAGGAACUGGACUGACCUGAAGCGCAGAGUGGGGCCAUACCGUCGUUGCUAUGCCUUCACCCAUGCUGCCAUGCCAGGAGAGCCCCUGGUAGUGCUGCACGUGGCCCUCACUGAAGACAUCUCUGAUAACAUUCAGAGUAUCGUCCGUGAGUUUGGAACCCUCGAUGUUGAGGAGGAUGUGAAUAAGAUCAAUGCAGCCAUCUUCUACUCCAUCUCCUCCACCCAGGCUGGUCUACAAGGGGUGGAGCUGGGCAACUACCUUAUCAAGAGGGUGGUGCGGGAACUGCAGAGCGAGUUCCCUCACAUGGCCCAGUUCUCCAGCCUGUCACCCAUCCCAGGCUUCUCCUCUUGGCUCCAAGGCCUCCUCAGCCAGUACAGGAAGGAAGGCCGCGGCUCCGACCUCCUCUCUGAGCAGGAGUGGGGGGAGGUGGAGCAGGCCACUGACUCAGCCCCGGGGACCCCGGCCAUAGAUGCCCUCCGCAAGCUGAUCAGCACCAGUGAGUGGAUGCGCUCCGAGCGUCUGACCCGCGUUCUGGAGCCCGUCUUGAUGCGGCUCUGUGCCUGGUACCUCUACGGGGAAAAGAGGCGAGGCUACGCUCUCAACCCGGUGGCCAACUUCCAUCUGCAGAACGGCGCCAUCAUGUGGCGGCUCAACUGGCACGCUGACACCAGUCCCAGGGGCGUUGCGAACUCCUGCGGCAUCAUGGUGAACUAUCGUUACUUCCUGAAUGAGACGUCUACAAACAGCGCACUUUACCUGCAGAAUAAGGUCAUCACGGCAUCAGAGCAAGUGCUGGGGCUGGUGUCCCAGUUUCAAAAGAACAGCAAAUUGUGAGAUACAGAUGAGGAUACACCCAUAUAUACACCUUUGAUCUAUUGGUCUGAAAGUUUGAAUGCACUUCAAUGAUACUAAUGACUGGCAAACUUUUGUUUUUUUGAUUUGUCUUAAAUAUUUGACAAUUCAUCUAAUAUAAAAAAAAAAGUGACGGCUUCGUAAGCACCACUGAAUGGACGUCAGUUGAUCUUGUUUUUGAAUUCAUCCCGUCUGCUGUAUUUAAUGCAUAGCUUAGGGUUUUUUUGCCGCAUUGGGUUUCUGGCUGAAGCUGUUUCAUAUUGUGUUAUGGCUUCACAGGUGGAGAGACUGUAGCUAAUGAAGCACGAGGCAUCUAUCAAUGCCUUACCAUGUUCCUGGAUAACAGUGUGUGUAAUGGUGAAGCAGGAGCUAUGAGUGAGUGCAGCUACUGGAAUAAAUGGUGUUUAGAUUCUUUCA